UCGGUUUCCGGAUCUGCAUUCUUCUUCAAUUAAGAGGAAGACUUUAAACUUUGAAGUUUGAAGAGGAAGACUUGUUGAAGGAAAACAGUGAGAUAGAGAUGUGGAGGAACACAUUACAUUGUUGGGUGUUGAUAUUUGUUUUAAUUUCAUUUUCCUCCUUCGUUUCAUCCAAAGAACAACUAAGCCCAAAGCAAUGUGAGGAUCUGGGUUUCACGGGUUUGGCCAUUUGUUCUGAUUGCAACACUUUUGUUGAGUACGUCAAGGACAAAGACUUAAUAUCUGACUGCAAAAAAUGUUGCACGGAAGACUCGGAUGAUUCUACAAGUAAGAUUACGUAUUCAGGUGCAAUACUGGAAGUGUGCAUGAGGAAACUAGUAUUCUAUCCGGAAAUCGUUGGUUUCAUUGAAGAAGAGAAGGACAAGUUUCCGACAGUUAAAACUCAAUAUCUUUUCAAUUCUCCUCCCAAGUUGAUCAUGUUGGGUGAUGAGGGCCAACAUAAGGAAACUAUAAGAAUUGACAAUUGGAAACGUGAGCACAUACUGCAAUUCCUGCAGAAGAAAGUUCUACUCAAUUCUGCAAGCUCGUAGACACUUUGGUUCAGAUUCCGGUUAUUGCAAGAGAAAAUAGAACCUAAUGCAGCAAGGUUGAGUGAUUUAAUUGUGUUAGCUUUUAUCGUUUUCAUAUAUAUAUGCUUGAUCAUGACAUAAUAAUGGAGUAUACAGUCUAUCAGACACUACUAUAAGGCAAAGUGACAUGAACUAGGUGUGCCCUUAUAAAAAGCAGGGCUCCUGUAUGUAUCAUUUUCAUGCCCCUUGUGAGAAUUCUAAAUUGGAUUGUGAUUAUUAUUAUUA
Molecule: messenger RNA, 851 nt
Organism: Hibiscus syriacus
Lineage: Eukaryota; Viridiplantae; Streptophyta; Magnoliopsida; Malvales; Malvaceae
Product: selenoprotein F-like
Exons: 4
Coding region: 99-587 (162 amino acids)
Cellular component (GO): endoplasmic reticulum lumen
Molecular function (GO): oxidoreductase activity
Source: RefSeq, a predicted model, not a curated record